UUGGGUGUGGCUAGAUAAUUGCAAGGACAGAUUCUUUGGAUGCUUUAGACUUACACAGAGCGCAUUUACUCGGAAGUUUAGAGACAUGGGAGAACGAACCUGCUCGGAGUACUUCUGGAUUAUACUGAGGAUCGUCCUGGUUAUAGUCAAUUGCUUUGUAGUGGUUUCUGGUAUUGUUCUAUUGGGCAUUGGUAUCUCUUCAAAGAUUCAUAAAGAUGAAUACAUUGUUGUCACUGACAAUGAGCAAGUCUAUGCUCAAGUACCAUGGCUGAUGAUAUUUACUGGUAUAUUCAUCAUAUUUCAUGGAAUGCUUGGAGUCGUUGGUGCAAUACUUGCUUAUACUGUCUGUGGACGCAUACUAUUAGGAUUAUAUGGGUUUGUGCUUGCUUUGUUAGUUAUCAUUGAAUUAUCCACUGGUAUUGCUGCUGCAGUUGAGAAAGGAAAACUCAAGAAAGAUAUUGAAACCAGCAUCACCAACACUUUCCUAAAGUACAAUGACACUGAUACUAGCUACAGAGACACAUGGAACACUAUACAGGAAACUCUCCAAUGCUGUGGAACAUACAACUAUACAGCAUAUGAGAAUCUUCUAAACAUGGAUCCUCCUACGUCUUGCUGCAUAGACCAAAAUAAUUGCGAUACUUUCGACAGCUCUGGAGAAGAUUUAUUCAAAGAGGGUUGUACAGAGAAAAUUAAAGAGAAUAUCAAUAGUGUAAUAUUAGGAGCUAUUGCUGGUGUAGCAUUAACAUUUGCUAUUCUUCAGAUCAUUGGUGUAGUUGUUUCAUGUUUUGUUGCUGCUUGUCGCCCGCACACAAGAACCAGUUAUGAAGCUAUAAAAACAGUAUAAUAUAUCUAAACUUUAUAUUUUUAAAGCAUCUACAUACAUGUAUAUGAGUGUCUAUUAUGCU
This is a messenger RNA of Amphimedon queenslandica, 908 nucleotides long. RefSeq names its product tetraspanin-6-like. Gene Ontology annotation, cellular component: membrane. Lineage: Eukaryota; Metazoa; Porifera; Demospongiae; Haplosclerida; Niphatidae. The transcript has 8 exons. Bases 86 to 847 code for a protein of 253 amino acids. The record is from RefSeq and is a predicted model, not a curated record.